Messenger RNA from Diabrotica balteata, 1250 nucleotides. Lineage: Eukaryota; Metazoa; Arthropoda; Insecta; Coleoptera; Chrysomelidae. The record is from the annotation of a GenBank genome assembly.
GUCAAAUUUGGUAAACAUUUCAAAAAAAUAUCUAUUUUUAAGUCAAAUAAUAAAAAUAAGAUUAAGACAUAGGAAGAAGUCAAUUCAUAGAGUUUAAUAAUGAAUAACGUAUGUAGAACUUGCCUCAGCACAAACAAUCUUUUUCCGUUAAGAAAUGAUGAAACACUUAUUACAAAAAUUGAAGUCAUUUCAUCAAUCAAUAUAUCAUUAGAUACUGAUAAUUAUCCUGCAGUAAUAUGUGCAGCCUGCAUAGAAAAAGUCAAUAAAUUUUAUUGCUUUCGAAAAAUAAUCAUCAAUAGUGAUGUUGAACUUAGAGAAAAAUGUGAAUUGAUAACAAAUUCACAAAAUAAAAUUAGUACAAAACGGAAAAGAAACAGUGAUAAACCAAGAAAGAGGAUAUUAAAAAGAAAAAAAUUAAUAAAAAAAGUUGAAAAUGGAGGAGAAAUUAAAGCAGAGCCAACUGCCGAAGAAGAUAGUGUUUUAGAGAGGUUAUACAUUCACGAAGAUGAUAAUGUUGAUCAUGAGCAAACAUUUAAAGAAGAAUUAGAAGUACCUGAUGUUGAUUUGAAUUGUAAGGAAUGUUCAUUACUAUUUGACACUAAAAUAGACCUAUAUAAACACAAUAAAAUAUGUCAUAGACUUAAAAAAUCAAAACGGUUAGACUGUGUUGAAUGUAAUGUAACAUUUACCUCUCAAAAUGAACUAUCAAAUCAUAAACGAAAUGUACAUACUGCUCCUGGAAUUUGUAACAUAUGCGGUGUUGUUCUCCGAGCAGACAACUUGAAGAAACAUGUUCAAAGACAUUCAGAAGAUCCCGUUACAUGCAAAAUUUGUAUGAAAGUGUUAAAGAAUUCAGAAUCUUUAAGAGGUCAUUUAUUAAUUCAUAAAGGUACUUCAUUUGAAUGUGAACAGUGUGAUAAAACAUUUACACUGAAAUCUGAAUAUCAUAGGCAUUUGAAAAAACAUACAGAUCCCAACGUUCGUAAAAAGAUGUGUACAGUAUGUGGAAAAUACGUAAGAGAUCUUCAGAGGCAUCUUUUGACUCAUACAGGAGAACGUCCUUUUAUUUGUCCACAUUGCAAUAAAGGUUUAACAAGCACCUAUGCUCUCAAACUGCAUAUUCGGCAGCAUACCAAUGAAAAGCCUUUUAUCUGUGAAUAUUGUAGUAAAGGAUUUGCCCAGAAAGUUUCGCUUUUGACACAUCUUAAAUCUAAAGCUCACAGUUAAUGUUCAGUACAAAAUAUGUAAAU